ACGAUGGGUCUUCGAAAGCUGGACCGCGGAAACUGGUUGAGAAUCGACUACGAAAGCUACUAUGUGUUCCACGAGGCGCGCGACUUCUUGCUUCAAAAGAAGCACGCCGAGUGUCUCCAGGUCCUGCCGGAGGGAGAGCAAGCCUGCGAAGAGUUGAUGCGCGAGGUUGUAGACUUCUUGACCGAUAGAUACCCGGAGUCCUUCAGGAUCGUUCACAACAAUGGCCUGAGAAACGUGCGAAAUGAGAUGACGAAGGAGGAGUUCUCCCUCCAGCGACCGUUCGAUUGCCAUCCGCUGGAGAUGUGUGUGAGGCUGGCCAUGGAGGAUUUCAAUAUUCUAAUUCAGAGCGAGUUCACCAGACAACAUCUUUUGCAAGCGAGCGCGACCCUCUUUCCCGCGGGUUGGCGUCUCCGUGAACGUAUCGGAAAGUCCGUCACCGAUCUCCAUGGACCGGUCCCACUGUGGGAAAGUAAGCUAUCCGGGCCUGUGGAACACUACUUCAACCGACUCGACGAGACCAGCCAGAUGGAGCGUUCAUCGCUGUUCAUGCAGACCAAGCCUGACGAUCGUAGCCUCGCAGACCUGCUCUUCGUCCAAGGAACCUCUGACUUCUUCCCGGGGAAUCUAUCGACUCUCUUACCCCAAUUUUUCAUUGUUCGGAGGGAGCGCCAGACGUUUCGGAGGCUGCCAAAGUCAAAGGCAAUUGUGUUCACGGUGAAGACAAGCAUCCAGCCGUUGACGGAUUUGUCGAGGACGGAGCGCCUGACUCUGGCAGAAGAGAUCAAGCGCUGGCCGGCGGAUAUCGCGACGUAUAAGGGGCGAGAUAUCUGGCAGACAGCUGUGCUCGGGUUUUGCGAGGGGAAG
Molecule: messenger RNA, 864 nt
Organism: Trematosphaeria pertusa
Lineage: Eukaryota; Fungi; Ascomycota; Dothideomycetes; Pleosporales; Trematosphaeriaceae
Exons: 3
Source: RefSeq, a predicted model, not a curated record